Limanda limanda (common dab) is the source of this 2645-nucleotide messenger RNA. RefSeq names its product ORM1-like protein 3. The coding region runs from base 49 to 510 and encodes 153 amino acids. Gene Ontology annotation, biological process: ceramide metabolic process; negative regulation of ceramide biosynthetic process; intracellular sphingolipid homeostasis. Gene Ontology annotation, cellular component: endoplasmic reticulum membrane. Lineage: Eukaryota; Metazoa; Chordata; Actinopteri; Pleuronectiformes; Pleuronectidae. The transcript has 3 exons. The record is from RefSeq and is a predicted model, not a curated record.
UACUGGCUCCUGAUUGGCUGUUAGGUGUCCGUUAACGCAGCCGGCAGCAUGAACGUGGGCACGGCGCACAGCGAGGUGAACCCCAACACCCGGGUGAUGAACAGCAGGGGCAUGUGGCUGUCCUACAUCCUGGGCGUCGGCCUCCUGCACAUCAUCCUGCUCAGCAUCCCCUUCGCCAGCGUGCCCGUGGUCUGGACCCUCACCAGCCUCAUCCACAACCUGUGCAUGUACCUGCUCCUGCACACGGUCAAGGGGACGCCCUUCGAGACCCCCGACCAGGGCAAGGCGCGCCUCCUCACGCACUGGGAGCAGAUGGACUACGGCGUCCAGUUUACCGCGUCGCGCAAGUUCCUCACCAUCACACCCAUUGUGCUGUAUAUUCUCACCAGCUUCUACACCAAAUACGACCGGGUCCAUUUUGUGGUCAACACGGUUUCCCUGCUCACGGUGCUCAUCCCCAAGCUGCCGCAGCUCCACGGCGUGAGGAUCUUUGGGAUUAAUAAGUACUGACCAGGCAGAAGAGGACACCUCCUUCCUCCAGUCCCCAGGGACCUGCUGAGAGCACGCAGAGGAUCAGGCCUCUGAUUUGGCCGCAGAUCCACGAGGAUCUGUUGCUCUUUGGCUCCGGACUCUGCCUGCCGACUCUAAAUGAAGCCCGCUGGGACGCUGCCAUGGCUCCAAACCCCGGGAAAGAGACCAGGCUCUUUACAGAGAGAGGAGAAAGGGAAAAUGUACUGUUGAGGCCUGUCGCCUUUUCACAAGUUUUCCACAGACACUUAAAAAGCUUUUGUAAAGACGAAUUCAAUAUUAUAUCAUGUCCGUUUGUGUAGAGAUGGCAGUUUUUAGAAGUUAGAGGAAGAAGUAGUUGCACUGAUAUUGUGCCGUUUUCAAUCAGCACCUUAGACAGUACUCUUAGUUUUUUUUUAGCUAAUGCUACACUACUGUGUUUAUUCAGCUUCGCUCCCAUGUUGAGCUUCCUGUCUCCCGAGGCUUCUGGGCUCGAGUAGUGACAGCGUCACGACGUGGUGAGGGAACUGUGAACGACUUCAGAGUCCAGACACCAGAAGCCACCCAGCGUUUUACAUUUAGCCCUUGCUGCUCCGCUCAGGGCCAAAGGAGUUAAGUUGAGCAACUCUUAUUUGAUCUGUCCGUGUCCAUAUUUGGACUCCUCUUGUCCCGGUUUGAGUCGUCUGGUCUGAGAGCAGAAGAAAUGCACGAGAGCUCUGCACUGAUCCAACAUAACCAAAGAUUCUGCCGUCUGAGGGAAGGGUCACGUUUUCCUGUCAUUGCUUUGCUCAUAGUUAGAGUUUAAUAUGGGGACACAUACCUACAACUGCUCUGUGACAGCACUCAGGUCCCAUUACAUCGACAUGAUCGUGGUAUUUCUGCAUCUCACUUACAUACCUGCAUUAAGAUGAUAUAUAACCAGUUUAUUAGGUACACACGAGUAGUCGUAAGUACUGUGCAGCUGUCAAUCAUGAAAGGUUUAAGUGUUUUUAAUAUUGUCUUCAUCCCUAUUUAGAGUCAAAUAUUUGACGUAGCUCUUAAAAAUGAAAUAUUGUCAAUAUCCUUCAUGAAAAUGUUUAAAUGGACAAUUUAAAGCUGCAUCAAUCUACUUAUUAGCCACUCGGGGGCACUAAGCUCUCAGUAAAGCUGUGAGCCACAGACCAUAUAAAGAUGGACUACUUGACAGUGAAGCCAAAGCAUCUAGAUAUAAAUAAAUAAAGUUAUUAUUAAAGUUAUCAUUCUAAACGCCACCUCCUCCAUGUAAGUGGAGGGGACAUGAACCAAACUAAAAAGUCAAAUUCACAUCAAAUAAUUUCUAGCCAGGAUAGUUUCUGUUUCCUCCUGACAAGUCUCCUCUUGAAUUGUUCUAUAAUGUGAAGUAAUGAUUUUAACAUGUAGGAUGUGACUCGCUGGUUUAACAGGGUUUUGAUUUUAAGUCGAAACAAUCAAAUUUACAGAUAAACACGUGAAACCAAUUUUAUUUAUAGAAGAAAAAACACUACGUUUCACACGUUGUCGACUUAAGAUUCAAAAUUGAUGUUUCCAGAUUCAUUUUUACGUUUCGAUUUCUGUUUUAAAGUGCGAUCUCUAUCAAAGGACUGAAUUUCUUCUUCUUCUGCUCGAUGAAACACAUGUAACAUGUUUACUGACAUUAACCUGAACAGUGUUGACCACUCGUUUCUAUCUCAGCAGUAGUAAUAGCAGCAGGUACACAAACAUUAAUAAAUACGCAACACUAGUUUCCGCUUCUACAGUUUUAAUAAGAAUUAUUACUAAAACAGAACUGUUGCAUUGAGUUGUUUCUUUCCUCAGACUGACGUGUUGAAUUGGCAUUAUUUACAGGCGAGGACCAAAGAUCCAGACAAUUGAGAAGUUGUAAAUACUCUAGUUUCUCUGCUGCAGCAUUUAUUUCUCCUUCAGGAUGAUUUCAAAUGUCAUGAUCAGCAUUAAGGGCUUUGAUAUGAGAUGUAGCACAAAGUGACCAUCAGUUUUUCCUUUUUAAUGGUUGUGUCAAGACAACAGCUGCAGAAGAACGGUUGAAGUUAUUUUGGAUUAAAUGUGAAGCUCUGCUUGUGGUUUCUGUUCGGUGGUACCUGAAGGAAAUGUCAGUGUGAUGUUCUGUAAAGAGUGUGCGACUC